Trichomonas vaginalis G3 is the source of this 594-nucleotide messenger RNA. RefSeq lists its product as uncharacterized. The transcript has a single exon. The record is from RefSeq and is a predicted model, not a curated record. The coding region runs from base 1 to 594 and encodes 197 amino acids. Lineage: Eukaryota; Parabasalia; Trichomonadida; Trichomonadidae.
AUGGCUCAGGUAGCUCUAGAUGGUAAAUUGUCUUGUCCGAGUCCUUCUGGCAUUCCGAGUCCUUCCUUCCGACAGGAAAAGUUUUUCCUUCCAACAGGAAAAAAAUUUCCUUCCAACAGGAAAAGUUUUUCCUUCCAACAGGAAAAAAUUUUCCUUCCAACAGGAAAAAAUUUUCCUUCCAACAGGAAAAAAUUUUCCUUCCGACAGGAAAAAUUUUUCCAGUUGUCCGUCCGUAAACCAUUCAAAUUUUCGAAAAUUGAGAACUUUUUGGCCGACCUUCAGGAAAAAUUUUUCUUUCCGACAGGAAAAAUUUUUCUUUCCGACAGGAAAAAUUUUUCUUUCCGACAGGAAAAGUUUUUCUUUCCGACAGGAAAAGUUUUUCUUUCCGACAGGAAAAGUUUUUCUUUCCGACAGGAAAAGUUCUUCCUUCCGACAGGAAAAGUUCUUCCUUCCGACAGGAAAAGUUCUUCCUUCCGACAGGACACAAACGAAUGCCCGACGUACCACCAACCGAGUCCAUUCCAAAGCCAGAAGAACCGACAGCCCCAGCACCACAACAGACUAAGACUCAAACACUUACAUUUUUACGCUUGA